ACGGCACGGUCGUAAAUGCGCCAUUUUGCCUUGUGCUGCAGCCGCUGUGCGCUCGGUUCUUGCGACAGAAGGAGGAGAAGUCCCAGCUGGGAUGAGCUCAGAGCUCGGUGCGGGGGCAGAGGAGGCUGCAAGUUCAGCCGGCGGCCUCGUCAGACUGGAAGUGCCAGGGACGCAGCUUAUUACUUGUUUCAAGGAGGAAGAUGAAGAUGAUGUGCACAAAUGCGGCCGCUGUCAGGCUGAAUUCACGAGCCUGGAAGAGUUUGUCCACCACAAGAUACAAAAGAUCUGCUUGAGAGCCCCGGAUCCCAACCUAGUCUCCACUGGUGCGGCACUGAACAGCCAGGAGCAGGUGGUCCCCUCUAUAGAAGAGACUGAAACCAUCUCCCAAGUCAUUGUGGAAUCCACAGAAGAUGUCAGUAAUGAGCCUGAUGAAGAGGUAUCCGAGGAUAUAAAGGACAUCCUCACCAGUGAAGAUAGCACUCUGGGUGUCCAGAGAGAUGCGGAGGAGCUGGAAGUUGAGUGGGAUGAGAGCCAAGGGGAUUUGGAGCAAGAUGAUUAUGAUAAUUUGGGCCUGGUGACAAUGGUUCUGAACGAAAAAGGACGCUACGUUUGCCAGCUGUGUGACAAGACGUUUAAGACCGCCAACAUAUUGAGAGCUCACUUGGUCACCCAUAGCACAAAGAAAGAGUUUGAGUGCAAGCUGUGUGGCAACUCUUUCAGGACAAAGGGCUCCUUAAUACGACACAACCGAAGGCAUACCGAUGAGCGCCCGUAUGUCUGCUCAAAAUGCGGCAAGAGUUUUAGAGAAUCCGGGGCCUUGACACGGCACUUCAGAUCUCUCACCCCCUGCACAGAGAAGAUACGGCUCAACAUGUGCAAAGAGAUCUUGAUCUCUAAGGAGGAAUAUGCUUCAGGUCUACUAAAAACAGAAAGGCUAGUUCCUACAAAAGAUGUCAUCAGCAAGGUGCCCGACGCUCCCUCCCAGCUUGCAAGCGAUACCAAGGAUGCUUCCCGACUCAUCCACCUUUUGACAGAUGCCAAUGGUAACAUUUUGCAAGAAGUUCACAUCCAGCUUGAAGCACAUGACAUUCAACCAGUAUCACUUGUGCCAGAGGCUGCAGCUGUUGAGCAGUGUGCAGUAGAUGGGGAGCUGAGCAGGGACAGUCUCCUCCAUCAUAUGAACAGCUCCAGUGUUGUGAUUGAGACUGUGUCCAUGCAGGAUGUGGAGAGCGAGGAAAUAAUCCUAGCCUUGGCAGAUGAGUCACACAGUGGCCAAAUGGACCAGGUUGUUAACGGCCAGAAAACGAUAGAUGGGACAUCAGAGAGCGCUGAUCCAAUGCUGAAAUGUCCAAAGUGCAAUACAGUUUGCAUUAGUGCCAAUGCUUUGAGUGUCCACUUGAAAGGGCAUGAAGGGUGCAUGCUGUACACCUGUGAAGUGUGUGGCAGGGAGUUCCUUAAGCGCCACCUGCUCAGAAAGCACCAGGAGUGUCACUACAGCGAGCGCAAAUAUAAGUGCGGAGAAUGCGGGAAAAUGUACAAGACAGUUGCUCACGUCAAGGGCCACAUGAGAGUGCACUCGGAUGAUCGGCCGUACCCUUGUCCUAAGUGUGGCAAGAGAUACAAAACCAAGAAUGCCCAGCAGGUUCACUCUCGUACCCACUUAGAUGACAAGCCAUACAUCUGCCAGUUCUGCCCCAACAGCUUCCGUGAGAAGGGCUCUCUGAUCCGGCACGUCCGGCACCACACUGGCGAGAGGCCCUUUAAGUGUCACAAAUGUGGCCGAGGCUUCGCCGAGCAUGGAACUCUCAAUCGACAUUUAAAAACCAAAGGAGGCUGCAUGCUGCUAUUGUCACUGAAAAAAAAGCCUGACGGUGCAUCCAGCACUGAAGAGAGCAGCGUCGCAUUGACCGAGGAAACCACUGUGGCGUCAUCUGAAGAGUCGCAGGAACCUCACACGGUGCUAGUGGAGUUUUCUUCAGUGGUCGCUGAUACUCAGGAAUAUAUAAUCGAGACUGCUGCUGAAGACUCCGAGACCAGUGAAGCUGCCGAGCUCAUCCAGGAUACCAGAUCUCAAGAGGUUGACGGGCACCUCUUUUCAGUCGUUCAGCAGAUUGUAAGCGAUGGAAGCCCCAGCCAACAGAUCAUUGUCCAAAACAUGUCCAUUGACGGUGAAGAGCGGGUGGAGGAAGUGCCCACUACUGACACAAUUGCUAUAGCAACCCCUGAAUUACUCACUGAGCAAGUUGCUUUGACUUUGGCCUCUGCCAUGGAGGACGGUGUUGUAGUAGCCAAGGAGGAGCCCAUGGAGGAGCAACAUAUUCCUGUACCAGAGGAAGUAGAGAUGAUGGAGAACGCAGAAGAGUUUGUGAUUGAAUCCCACAAUGAAGAUCUAGAAGUUCAGACAGUCAUUGUGUAGAAGAUUGGACAGGUUUUACUUUUU
Messenger RNA from Xenopus laevis (African clawed frog), 2440 nucleotides. RefSeq names its product E4F transcription factor 1 L homeolog (gene e4f1.L). Gene Ontology annotation, biological process: positive regulation of transcription by RNA polymerase II; regulation of transcription by RNA polymerase II; regulation of cell cycle process. Gene Ontology annotation, molecular function: DNA binding; DNA-binding transcription factor activity, RNA polymerase II-specific; ubiquitin protein ligase activity. Gene Ontology annotation, cellular component: nucleoplasm; cytoplasm; nucleus. The record is from RefSeq and is a predicted model, not a curated record. Lineage: Eukaryota; Metazoa; Chordata; Amphibia; Anura; Pipidae. The transcript has 14 exons. Bases 92 to 2416 code for a protein of 774 amino acids.